UUCCCAUCGCCACCCAUGCUCUGCUCCCCAGAUCGGAGCUGCCCUGCACUUUUCAGUAGCUCCAACAUUUGGAUUGCAGGCUGUAGUAGGUUCUUCCUCUGCUGGCUCCUUUCAUUCACCCACAAUCUUGGAAUGAAGCUGUUCCCUGAACAAUGGGCCACCGAGGGUAUAAGGCAGAGUGACUUCCUGGAGCAGGAAAUGCCUGCAACGGUGAUGCCGGGGAGUCCGGUCCAGCUGAAUGGUGUGACCCUGGAGUCUGAACACCCGCAGUCCGUGAGCCAGCCCCAGCCUGCCUUCCAGAUCCAGCCCGUGACCCCGGACCCUGCCCCCAGCCAGCCCAGGGAGACGUGGGGUGGGAAGUAUGAGUUCCUGCUCUCCUGCGUUGGGUAUUGUGUGGGGCUGGGCAACGUCUGGCGCUUCCCCUAUCUCUGCUACCGCAAUGGAGGAGGGGUGUUCCUGAUCCCCUACUUCGUCAUGCUGCUCUUCACUGGCCUGCCCCUCUUCCUGCUGGAGCUCAGCCUGGGCCAGUACGGAGCUGCAGGGCCCAUCACCGUCUGGAAGUGCUGCCCCCUAUUGAAAGGGAUCGGCGUGGGCAUGCUGCUCGUCUCCUCGCUGGUGUCGCUCUAUUAUAACGUCAUCAUCGCCUGGACUUUCUACUACCUGGGCAUGUCCUUCCAGAGCCCCCUGCCCUGGUCUUGUGAUGCUCCGCGGAACGCCCCCCUCUGCCAGAACGCAUCAGGAAACUCCAGCCGGUUCAGUGCCAGCGAGGCCUUCUGGAACGAGCAGGUGCUGGGGGUCACGCACAGCUCCGGCCUCCACGACCCAGGCCCGGUGAGGUGGCCGCUCGCGGUAUGCUUGUUGGUCGCCUGGAUCGUCAUCUUCCUGUGCAUGCUAAAGGGGAUCCGCAGCUCGGGCAAGGUGGUGUAUUUCACAGCGACGUUCCCGUACCUGGUCCUCAUUGUGCUCAUCAUCCGAGGAGCCACGCUGGAGGGAUCCAUCGAGGGCGUCCGCUUCUACCUCUCCUCAGACUGGAGCAGGCUACAGAGCGCUCAGGUGUGGAACGACGCUGCCUCGCAGAUCUUCUACUCGCUGGGCAUUGGCUUCGGGGGGCUGCUCUCCAUGGCCUCCUACAACAAGUUCGACAACAACGUGAUCAGGGACACCCUGGUUAUCGCCAUCGGGAACUGCUGCACCAGCUUCUUCGCUGGAUUCGCCAUCUUCUCCGUCCUGGGCCACAUGGCGUGGAGGAAGAGAGUGCCGGUGGGGGAGGUGGCUGACUCAGGUCCUGGACUUGCCUUCGUGGCCUACCCAGAAGCCCUUGCUCUGCUGCCUGGCUCUGCCUUCUGGUCGGUCCUGUUCUUUCUGAUGAUGUUCACGCUGGGAGUGGACACCCUGUUCGGGAACAUGGAGGGCAUCACCACGGCCGUGCUGGACGAGUUCCCGGCCCUGCGCGAGUGGAGACGGAAAACCCUCUUCCUGGGCGCACUGUGCUUCACCUUCUACCUGCUGGGCCUGCUGCUCAUCACCGAGGGCGGCAUUUACUGGUUCACCCUCAUCGACGCCUACAGCACCAGCUUCGGUCUCAUCAUCAUCACCCUCUUCAUGUGCGUCGGCAUUGCCUUCUUCUACGGAGUGAACCAGUUCUGCCGGGACAUCGUGGACAUGAUCUGCCGGUGCCCGCCCUGGUGCGGCAAGCUGGUGCUCUACUUCAAGGCAUGCUGGGUGUUCAUCACGCCAUGCCUGCUGCUGUUCAUCCUCUUCUACAUCUUCCUGGAGACGUACAACACGUCCCUGCACUACGGCGCCUACACCUACCCCGGCUGGGGCAAGGCCCUGGGCGUGUGCAUGGGCACCGUGACCUGCAUCCAGAUCCCGCUCUGGGCGCUCGUGGCCGUCUGCAGGGAGUCGGGGACGCUGACGGACCGGUUCCGGAAAGCCAUCCAUCCCCUGAACUCCUGGCGCACAGCGACCACCCACGCCGAGGUCAUCGACGUCCCCUUCACCAUCAACCUGGUGGACAGCGACUUCGCCAGCCCGCCCCAGGGGAGCAGCGAGGCCUGAGCAGCAGAACUGGGGCUCCAGGCCUGGCUCAGCCGCGAACAGGUGGCUGCCGGUGGCCGCCCCCUCCGGGCUGGGCAGCUGCUCUUGGCUCCGUCGGGGCAGCCUUGGGCCGGCGCUCACGGGACGCGCUGGAGGCUGCAGAUGGCACCUCGCCUGCAGGAGACGAUGCGGGGCUGGAACCUGCUGCUCUCCAGCCGCGCCGGGGCCCUCAGGCCUCUGCUCAGGACUGCGGCCGGCCAGCCUCCGGGUGCUUUGCAAGAGGGGCCCUGCCUCUGAGACCUUCUUAAAACUCUGCAGGAAAAGGAUUGUACUCAAGAGCAUCAAUUGCACAUGCCCCCCGGUGUGGAUGCCUGCCCCCCGGGCAUGGACAGACAGGUGGGUGCCCUGGGGCAGGGACAGAGAGGUGCACGCUCCUUGCCCAGCUGCACCCCUCUGCUGGAAGUGAUUACCCAUCGCUGUAGCGAAGCUGGCGUGCUGCUAUCCUGGAGGACCCCCCCCCCCAAGCAUUAUCGUCUGUGCAGGGGGCUAGCCAGGCCCCCAAGGGCUGGGCCUGGGGCGGAGAGCUGGGGUGUGGGACUCCCCUAGUUCUGCGGCUGCCAAUCCCAUGAGGUCUAGUCCCCAGGUUCCCUCCUCUGGCUUGGGUCUUGCCUCCUGCCAGCGGUUCCCCCAGCGGCCCACGUGUGGGGUUCUGCCCCUGGCGCCUCGGGCCAGGCUAUGGAUGGGCAUGGAGUCCGUGUGGCUGCAGGGAACGUGCCUGAUGGGCGGCUGCCGGGAGUCAGCACUGGCCUUCCUACCCCUGACCCCGCUCUGGGUGGCAGCCGGCCAGCUGCUUGGUUGGCCAACCCAUCCAUGGCUCUAAUCCGCUCCUGCCAUGGUCUCAGCCUGGGCACCCCGGACCCCUAGCAGGCGGCGGCUGGCAGGGUCACAGCCCAAGCCUGCCCCGGGGCAAGGACUUGUGGCCAGGGGUAUGGUGGCAACACCAGGUUCUUGGUGCACAGCUGGGCAGUACCUUGCCCUCACCUGCUCUGUGGGAACUGCCCAAGUGGGAGGGUGGCAGCUGCUGUGGGCAGGGCCGGGAGAGAAGCACUGA
Caretta caretta (loggerhead turtle) is the source of this 3151-nucleotide messenger RNA. RefSeq names its product sodium-dependent proline transporter-like. Gene Ontology annotation, cellular component: plasma membrane. Gene Ontology annotation, biological process: sodium ion transmembrane transport; nitrogen compound transport; amino acid import across plasma membrane. The record is from RefSeq and is a predicted model, not a curated record. Gene Ontology annotation, molecular function: amino acid:sodium symporter activity. Lineage: Eukaryota; Metazoa; Chordata; Testudines; Cheloniidae.